AUGUUCGAUGCAUUCAGCCCUUAUAUCUAUAAGAACAAGACGGGAGUGAUUGAGAUAAAGGACAACUCGUUUACGGAACGUCAGUAUGACUUGAUUGUGAGGUUCAAGUUAGAGUUGGAAGUUCAUCUUUCCAACUAUUUUGGGACAAGAGUGAUGUUAGCGAUCUAUGGCUCAACCUUGAACGGAUUCGGCACCUGUUCGUGUGAUGUAGACUUGAGUCUCUCAUUUCCUGGUGGGCCACCAAAAGGCAAGAUUACUGUGGGAGGUGGAGUGUGCCCGGAUUUGGUAAUGCGUGAAGUGGCGAAAGCACUAGUAGACUACGCAAAUGCUCGCGAUGAACAGUACAUCUGCGCAAAAGUGCCAAUUGUUCGUUUUCGUGGCAAGGACAUGGAUAUCGAAGCAGAG
This is a messenger RNA of Strongylus vulgaris, 405 nucleotides long. NCBI's taxonomy places the organism in Eukaryota, Metazoa, Nematoda, Chromadorea, Rhabditida, Strongylidae. The record is from the annotation of a GenBank genome assembly.